GGGAAGUGUGAAAGAAAUUCACUCUGUACAAUUUCGUGCGGGGGAGAAAGGGAGAGGGUGGACUUGAAAGUGUGCAUCUCCAGGAAAGUGGAAACCGAUAGCCCGAUAACGGAGUUGCCCCGGUCUUCUGCCGAGUUCUCCAUUCGACAUCCCGACGCCGUUGCAGAGCGUAUCAACCGGGGAGUCUUGCCAUUCACGCAGUAGCGGGUCAUAGAAUGAGAUGAGAAAACGGAUUUGAGGAUCUCCCCGCUCCGUUGUUAUAUGUCCAGACGUGCGUUCUUCUUCGCGAAGAUUUGAAAUUUUCAACGUGUUUCACGACGUCCUCGACGGCGGUCCUCCUAGAAAGGUCUAUCGGACAAUAUAGCUUUGUCUGUACCGAAGUCUUUCUCUUCAGAGGUUUUAUCAGGAAAGGGAGCCUGGGUGGCUUCUCGCCAGCAACAGUCAGAAUGAGUGCGCUUCGGAUAGGUCGCGUCUCUCUCCAGGCUAAAGAUCAUACCACCACCUUCUCGAGAGGCAUAAAAAGCAAGGCGCGUCGACAAACACAGUCAACCUCCAAAACCAGUCCACCACAGAGGCAGACACCCCCUAAAUCCGAACUCCAGCGUUUCCAAGAACGCAUUCGCGCGGAGAAGGAUGCCAAGCAAAGAAAAACCUAUCAUGGCAUCUCGCCACGCGUACUCACCUUCCUGGGCAUCACAGCCUUGACCAUCAGUACCUACACGGGCUAUCUGUACGCGUCAUACACGCGCGAGGUCAGCAAAGCGCAAUCCAUCGACGUCCCGACCGACGUCUCAGAUCGGUACAACUCGACCGCGCCGACCUUUGACGCCGAGGUUGAAUUGUCUGAGAAAGCUAUGCGCAUGGGUACUAAGCGCGCUGAGCUCGUUCGUAUGGCGCGUGGUGAUGUACUGGAGGUGAGCUGCGGUACGGGCCGGAAUUUGGAGUACUACGAGCUAGGCGAGCGGCGUGGGGUUGACGCGGAAGGAAAGAGUGCGAUCAAGGGUUGUCGUACUUUGACUUUGGUGGAUUUGAGUCCGCAGAUGGUGGCUAUCACGGAGGAGAAGUUUCGACGGUUGAGGCCGGAGUUUACGCGGGUGCUUUUUCGUGCACAGGAUGCGGCAAAGGUUGCCGUUGAGAAGCCUGUGGCUACGAUUAAGACGUCUAAGGAUGUUGGUGAUGGGCCUGGAGCUCGUGAGGAUCGGUAUUAUGAUACCAUCGUGCAGACUAUGGGGUUAUGCUCGAUGCCGGACCCCGUGGCGACGUUGAAGCAUUUGGGUUCAAUUACGGAGCCUAGUCGUGGUCGCAUCUUGCUUCUGGAGCAUGGGCGUUCUUAUUAUGGGUGGCUGAACCGGAUUUUGGAUAAUCUGGCGCCGGCACAUGCGGAUCGCCAUGGGUGUUGGUGGAACCGGGAUAUUGGGGCUAUUGUCAAGGAGAGUGGGUUGGAGGUGGUGGAGGAGAAGCGGUGGCAUUUUGGAACAACUUGGAAGUAUGUUCUACGGCCAAGGCAGGACCAAGCGAGAGGGGAAUAAUUUGGAGAUAUACAGGUGCCGGGUGAACUGCUUUCCGGCGAUGUUGUGUAUGAUCUGUGGUUGUAUAUAUUUGAGGAUCUGUAAGACUAAACUCUGAUAUGUUUGAGACUGAAACAUAAGUCUCUGGCUGUUUUCAAU
Messenger RNA from Penicillium brasilianum, 1667 nucleotides. NCBI's taxonomy places the organism in Eukaryota, Fungi, Ascomycota, Eurotiomycetes, Eurotiales, Aspergillaceae. The record is from the annotation of a GenBank genome assembly.